This is a messenger RNA of Syzygium oleosum, 1444 nucleotides long. Its product is annotated as cytosolic sulfotransferase 5-like. Gene Ontology annotation, cellular component: cytoplasm. Gene Ontology annotation, molecular function: sulfotransferase activity. Lineage: Eukaryota; Viridiplantae; Streptophyta; Magnoliopsida; Myrtales; Myrtaceae. Bases 114 to 1118 code for a protein of 334 amino acids. The transcript has a single exon. The record is from RefSeq and is a predicted model, not a curated record. Gene Ontology annotation, biological process: sulfation.
AUCCCAGCAACGAUCUUUCUCAUGCAAGAAGCCUCUAUUUAAGAUCGUUGUCCCACUAAACAUCAACUAACUCUCCACUCCAAUUCUCCACCUCCUCCUCCUCCACCACCACCAUGCAAUCCUCUCAACCUCCUACUCCGACCCAUUUACGGUACUUGCGGGACGAGGACAUGCCGCAGGCAUUCAAGGACUUAAUCUCCUCUCUCCCUUCAGAAAAAGACUGGAUCGCCACCCCUCUCCGCUUGUACCAGGGCUUCUGGUUCCCCUCUUGGUUCCUGAAUGGCGUCCUCGCUUGCCAAAACCACUUCCAAGCUCACCCCUCUGACAUCCUCCUCGUCACCAGCCCGAAAUGCGGCACCACCUGGCUAAAGGCCAUCCUCUUCGCUCUUUUGAACCGUGCCAAGUACUCCAACUCCGACUCACAACGACGCCACCCUCUCCUAACCCAAAACUCCCACGACCUCGUGCCCUACUUGGAGCUCAAGCUCUAUCUCGAGCAAGAAAAUCCUGAUCUCGCUGCUUUAGCGCCCCCGAGGCUCCUCGCCACCCACAUGCCUUAUUCCUUGCUUCCACAGUCGGUGAGGGACUCCAACUGCAAGCUGGUUUACAUGUGUAGGAACGCCAAGGACACCUUCGUCUCAUUGUGGCACUUCACCAACAAGCUGAAGCCCGAAGAGAAAGGUCAGAUGCAGAUCCAGGAGUGCCUCGACAAGUUUUGUCAAGGGCUGAGCGCUUACGGGCCUUACUGGGACCAUGUGCUGGGUUACCACAAGGCGAGCUUGGAGAAGCCCGAGAAGGUGUUGUUCAUGAUGUACGAGGAGAUGAAAGAGGAUCCGCAUGCUCAUGUGAGGAGGUUGGCCGAUUUCCUGGGGUGUCCAUUCAGUGAAGAGGAACUGAGAGAUGGGACGGCGGAGGGAAUACUGAGGAUGUGUAACUUUGACAAUUUGAGCACAUUGGAGGUGAAUAAGUGCGGGAAGUUGUCGAGUGGAGAAGACAACAAGUGGUUCUUCAGGAAAGGCGAGGUUGGAGAUUGGGUGAAUUACAUGAGUGCUGAGAUGGGGGAGAGACUUGACAGUGUCAUGGAAGAGAAGUUGCAUGGUUCUGGUUUGAAGCUUUGAAGUUCGGUUAAGUAGAAAAAGUAUCUGCAGGCCAUUGAUGAAGCUUUGUAUAUCUCAUGCUAUGGGAUGAAAGGUCUUCGGUGGCAUUGUCAAUCGUGGCUUCGUCUCCAUGGAGAGAUGCUUCAUGGUUGUGAUUUUAGUCUUCAUUGAUUUGGCCAACACGUAGUUGGCUAAUAAAAAGCUGCCUUCCUUCUCGCUGGGAGCUUAUGGAUUUUUCUUCUGUUGUUCUUUUCAGUUCCUUUUUAUAUUUUUGCUGUGUGAAGCUUCGGGGCAUAUGGUCUUCUAUAUGUGUUGUAGUUUAAUAAACAUUCUAGUUCAUAUUUGUA